Antrostomus carolinensis (chuck-will's-widow) is the source of this 1014-nucleotide messenger RNA. Its product is annotated as serine protease 55. The transcript has 5 exons. Gene Ontology annotation, molecular function: peptide-methionine (S)-S-oxide reductase activity; serine-type endopeptidase activity. The record is from RefSeq and is a predicted model, not a curated record. The annotation marks the transcript as partial. Gene Ontology annotation, biological process: proteolysis. Lineage: Eukaryota; Metazoa; Chordata; Aves; Caprimulgiformes; Caprimulgidae.
AUAUUGACGGAGAGCGGUUUUGGUCCCAUCACAACAGAAAUCCGGGAGGCUCCAGAGUUUUAUUACGCCGAAGAUUAUCAUCAGCAGUACCUCAGUAAGAACCCCGGUGGAUACUGCGGCCUCGGGGGAACAGAGUGUGGCCUCCGACCAGCUUACGAGUCCUUUCAGGAUACUGGCAAGAGGAUCAAAGGAGGGAGAUAUGCCAAGGUUGGGGAGUUCCCGUGGCUUGUGAGCAUCCAGAGCAAGGGGAAACAUAUCUGUGGAGGCACCAUGAUCAGCACAUUUUGGAUUUUAACGGUGGCCCACUGCUUUGCAGAGGAGGUGCCACGAGAUCUCACUGUUGUAGUGGGGGGAAUUGACCUCAACCUCCCAAUGGAAAAACAUAAGCUGGACAGCUUGAUCCUCCACGAAAACUAUGACAGAAUGAGCAUGGAAAAUGAUAUCGCUCUGAUCCUGCUCAGCUCUCCCAUCGAGUUCAGCAGUGAGAAAAUCCCCAUCUGCUUGCCCUUCACAUCUGACAACAAUACGUGGCAACACUGCUGGGUUGCUGGGUGGGGAACCACAAAUGCAGUAGCAGCGCCAAAGUCCCACCUGCUGCAGAAAGCACGGAUGAAGCUCAUCAGUAGGGAGCAGUGCUUGGAGUGGAUCCCGCAGCUAAUGGAGAACAUGCUGUGUGCUGAGCUGGACAGAGGAGAAAGAGGUGCUUGCCAGGUGGACAGCGGGGGACCUCUGGUUUGCAGCUACUGGGACACCAUGAAGUGGUUUCAGGUUGGCAUCGUCAGCUGGGGACAAGAUUGCACAGAAAAGCCAAACCAUGAGAUCUUAAUGUCUGUUUACAGCUACCUUGACUGGAUCGAGGCUCAGACAGUCAUAAAGGGGAAACCUUUUUUCACUGAAGGCAUGGAUAACCAUGCACAUGCCAGGAUGGCUUCUUCCAUGGCUGAGACACAGCUGGUGUUUCUUGAGUAUUCUCUCCUUUUAUUUAUCUCUUUAAUUGCAUUUACAUUACUUUAG